This is a messenger RNA of Pectinophora gossypiella (pink bollworm), 520 nucleotides long. RefSeq names its product larval/pupal cuticle protein H1C-like (gene VAPp). NCBI's taxonomy places the organism in Eukaryota, Metazoa, Arthropoda, Insecta, Lepidoptera, Gelechiidae. The record is from RefSeq and is a predicted model, not a curated record. Bases 134 to 382 code for a protein of 82 amino acids. The transcript is spliced from 3 exons.
UUUAUUACAAGUACUAAGCCUAGCCUAGACCGUAGGGCUUGCUAUAAAAGGAGAGACCUAGGCGACCUAGGCACAGUCCUACAAGGAGCCUACACAUACCAAGAUACUCUCAAAUCAUCGAAUUCCCGGCAAAAUGUUUAAAGUGGUGAUCUUCCUCGCGAUGUUGGCGUUCGCCUACGGAGGGGUCAUAGCCCCCGUGGUCCCUGUAGCCCAUGUGGCCCACCCCGUUGUGGCCCACCCUGUGGCUGUGUCCCACACCAGCUCCGUGGUCCACCAUCCCGUGAGGUUGGUCCAUGCGGCGCCCGUGGUCCACGCCCCAUUGGUCCAUGCCCCCGUGGUCCCAGUGGUCCGCCACGCGCCCAUCAUUGCGGUCCAUCAUUGACCGGAUCUUGAAACGUCAUCGUUGAAAACGCCUCUGUAGUUGUUUAUGUGUAGUAAAUGGUAUUUAAACUUGCCUUGUGUUUGAAAAUCGAAUCUAAUGCUUAAUAUUGUGAAAAUUUAAAGUUGAUGUGUCCUCAAA